Molecule: messenger RNA, 2564 nt
Organism: Megalops cyprinoides (Indo-Pacific tarpon)
Lineage: Eukaryota; Metazoa; Chordata; Actinopteri; Elopiformes; Megalopidae
Exons: 6
Coding region: 993-2249 (418 amino acids)
Source: RefSeq, a predicted model, not a curated record
AUCACCUUAAGUCAACCUGGGAUUCUCAUGAGGAUUUUGGAAGCCCUUCACAGACUGAUUGUGAUUUACAGGGUUCUGUCGCCAAAGGGGAGGGUCAGGGGUUCCCUGUUGUCAUUCCCCAGUGGGUGAGGCGACAGACUCCCCACCCUCCUGCGAGUCUCGACACACUAAUCAAACAUUCCAAACGAGGCGCCGAAAAGAGAACACCUGUGAUACCUGAGGCAGGUCCCAGACUGGACAGAGCCGAGGCAACACGAGAUUCUACCCUGCUGGCUCACCGCUCACAGCCUGGGAACACUUUCCAACAGGAGGCCUCAGAUCAGAAUUCUGCUCCCAAAUGGGGCAGGGAUCAAGAAAGUGAAUAUCGGUUGGACGAUACAGCCAAGCGCAGGAGGACUUUGGAGGCCUCUGUGGUGCAGAGGCAUCCAGUGCAGACACCUCCUCAGCCAAGGGGUGCAGGAACCUCUGGUGCCUUGGACAAACAAGGGAUUGGUAACGGGACUGGUCAUAUUUCAACACAGGAGUGUCAACAGGUACCUCUCCAUCCAUUUGCUAAUAUUGCACAACAAGACUAUACCGGUGCCCUUAGCUCCACCAGGACUCCAGAAAGAAGCAGCCCCAGCUCCCCCAGAAUUCCCUUGUUGAGGCUGGGCUCUCCACACAAGGCCACAGUAGAAUUCUCCACCCAUUUAAAUUCAGCCAUUGUACAGAACAAUGAUUGUACAGCGUCACCUGAGUUUCAGCCCCGGGACAAUCCCUCUCACAAUUCACCGGCCUCCAGCCCUGGACCCUGGACUGCAGCUGCUAUCUGUGAGGAGAAUUCAAAACUUUCAGCUCAGAAUCUGAACCCUGAUGUUACCACCCAGCUUCAACUCCUGAAUUCGAACUUUACAGCUUCAACUGGGAUUACAGAGUGGCAGGGCAGGGGGAAACUGCAUGAGGGGGACAAGUCUCUGGCAAACAAUAUUGGGGUUCUGGAAGGGGAGUGUAUCAUGGAACACCUCACACCCAGCCAGAGUGCGGCAGGAAACACACCUUCACACCCUGCAAAGAGGAAGAGACGAUGGACAGAGGGCAAACCGACCCGAUGGGCUAGGAGUAUCAAGGAGAGAUGGAGAGACAGACGAGCCAGCCAGCGGAAAAGUGGGAAGGAAGAGGAUUCAGCGAGGGAGAAUGGAGGAAAGGGACAUGGGGAAAAAGGAAAAACACCAGAGCCAGUUUUACUAGAAAGGACCAGUAACACACCCACAAAGGAGGAGGAGUCAUCAAUGAGAGAGCAAUCGAACACAGCCACUACCACAGAGCUGGAGGGGAAUCCUGAAGGAAGUCCUGAAAGGAGCAGCAUAGACUUUGAAUUCAACUUUACUCCAACAAAUUUAUUGGAAGAGAUUUUCACGGGAAAAGAAUGGUCUAACUACUUGUCCUUCAGAAGAAGUCCCACCCCCACGGAUACAAUAAACCAACCACGGACAGAGGGACAUAGCUGUACCCAGAAAAAUGACCCAGGAGAAAAGAUGGAACAGCAAGACACCACAUUAGGUUUAAGGGCAAGUACAGAAGACACAUGGAACUUUAAGCAAGGCAUUGCAAACCAGAAUGUGGAUGUAUAUCCAAUGCAGAUUUCUUCACGUGCUGUGCCGACCACCAAUAAGGAAGCAUAUGAACGCAUGCCCGUCCAAUCCAACGUGACCUCUGGUCAACUGUGCACCUCAGCGGAGUCCUGCCACAUGCAGGACACAGACCAAUCACAGGAGCCGAUUCAGGCUGGCACCUUUGACUUCUUGACAAAGCCGGUGGAGGUUCUGGAUGGUUCUGCUUUAAAGAGUCGGGUCCAUUUGAACAGGAAACGAGAGCACCACUCAGGAGAGAGAAGAGAGAGAGCUGAGGGAGGGAAAUCAUUGCUUGGAGACUCCACAGUGGGGACAGAUUUGCAGACAGGAGAUGAAAGCAGAGAGGACACCUCUAAUCUGAUCCCUCUCUACAUCCUUCCACCAGCGCGGCCCCCUCUGUCCUCACGCUCUAUACUGCACUCCUCUGAGGCGCAAGACUCCCCUGAAACAGUCAUAAAAAAGCGGAAGCUAAAGGACCAGUCAGACGACAUCCGUCACGUUCGAUUUGCCGAGGAGCCGGUGUUCGUACCCGAACUGCAGUUUUCUGAAUUCCUCACAAGCGAGACCUCAGGGUCCCCCUCUCUGCCCGGCUGGAUCCUGGCCCUGAAGAAGAAGACCAGGAGGAAACCUAGGCAGUGACUCCGAUCUGCACGAGGGAAACAGGCAGCCGUUACGAAGACAUUUGUGACGACGAUGAUCAGUCUGCAGUGAGGUAUCGCACCCCACCCCCACGUUUCCUGGCUGGGAAAUGCAGGCUGUUAGAUGACACAGGAAUCUAAUUUAAUUUGGUAUGUGAUUCCUGUGUCCUCCUCUGAUGUUUCACCAGAAUCCAAUAAAUGAUUGUGAAAGCCUGCUUUUCUGCCUUAUAAUAACUGAAUGAAUAUAGAACAUGACUAUAUGGGGUGGCAGUGCAGUAUAGUGGGAAGGAGCAGGGCGUGUAACCGAAAGGUUGCU